Cucumis melo (muskmelon) is the source of this 2419-nucleotide messenger RNA. RefSeq names its product NADPH-dependent diflavin oxidoreductase 1. The coding region runs from base 214 to 2085 and encodes 623 amino acids. The record is from RefSeq and is a predicted model, not a curated record. The transcript is spliced from 13 exons. Lineage: Eukaryota; Viridiplantae; Streptophyta; Magnoliopsida; Cucurbitales; Cucurbitaceae. Gene Ontology annotation, molecular function: FMN binding; NADPH-hemoprotein reductase activity; flavin adenine dinucleotide binding. Gene Ontology annotation, cellular component: cytosol.
UCUCGCAUCUAAGAAGCAAUCACCGCCCUGACCAUACCACCGGCUUCUUUCUCCUCCCUCACUCCCUGCGCCAGCCAUCUCGGCCGUUUGCCGCACUACGUCAUCGGACAACUCUGUCAUUGCCGGUUGCCUGCACGCCUCCGCAGGAUCUUUCUCUAUUUCUCCGUGGUCACCAUCACGGUGAAGACUAGAAUUCUUUACAAGGUUAAAGACAUGAAAGACCAACCUGAGUUAUUGAUACUGUAUGCAACUCAAACUGGCAAUGCACAAGAUGCAGCGGAGAGGCUAGGCCGAGAAGCUGAGCAUCGAGGUUGUGUUGUGAGGCUUCUUUCAAUGGAUGAAUACGAUGCUAGUCAUUUACCUCAUGAAGAUGGUAUAAUUUUCGUCGUCUCUACCACUGGCCAGGGUGAAACACCAGAUUCCAUGAGGGUCUUUUGGAAGUUCCUUCUACAAAGAAGUUUAGAUCAGUACUGGCUCAAAGGAGUACCUUAUGCUGUAUUUGGUCUAGGUGAUUCCAGUUAUCAAAAAUAUAAUUUUGUUGCAAAAAAGCUCGACAAAAGACUCUCUGAUUUGGGAGCAACAGCUAUUCUCGAAAGAGGCUUAGGUGAUGAUCAACACCAUUCUGGGUAUGAAGCUGCUCUAGAUCCUUGGAUGUUAUCAUUGUGGAGCUCCUUGAAUGAUAUUAAUCCAAUGUUUUUUUUGAAGGGCACUGAUUUUGUGUUUUCUAAUGACACAAUAAUUGAUCAACCAAGCGUUCAAGUUGCAUAUUACAAUAUGGGGAAGUUGGAUUCACCAUUAACCUCAGAUUUGAAGUGCACGGAGAUACAAAUUGAGAGAGCUCGCUUGAUGUCCCCUGGAAAAUUUUCUCAUGGCAAGAAAAAACCUGAUUGCUUUCUUAAAAUGAUAAAAAAUCAGUGCCUGAGUAAAGUAGGCUCUGGAAAGGAUGUGCGCCACUUUGAAUUUGAAUUUGUUUCUUCGGUAAUAGAAUAUGAAGUUGGUGAUGUUCUUGAGGUUCUUCCUAGUCAGAGCUCAGCUGCAGUAAAUGCUUUCAUACAACGUUGCAAUUUGGACCCUGAAUCAUUUAUCACGGUUUCUCCUAGAAAUAGGCGCAAACAGGAUCCUAUUCUAGCUGCCGAAAUGGGACCUGUCAAAUUGAAAACUUUCAUUGAACUGACGAUGGAUAUUUCGUCUGCUUCUCCUAGACGCUAUUUUUUUGAGGUUAUGAGUUACUAUGCAACAGCUCCACACGAAAAGGAAAGACUUCAAUAUUUUGCCUCACCUGAAGGAAGAGACGAUUUAUAUCAGUAUAACCAAAAGGAACGAAGAAGCGUCCUUGAGGUAUUAGAAGAUUUCCCUUCUGUCAAAAUGCCAUUUGAUUGGUUGGUGCAGUUGGUUCCUCCAUUGAAAACAAGAUCAUUCUCCAUAUCCUCUUCCGCUUUAGCUCACCCAAAUCAGGUGCACUUAACUGUAAAUGUAGUAUCUUGGAUGACACCAUAUAAACGGAAACGAUCGGGCCUCUGCUCAAGUUGGCUUGCUGGACUUGAUCCUGAACAAUGCGUUCAUGUCCCGGUGUGGUUCCACAAGGGUUCGCUUCCUGCUCCGGCCCCAUCUCUUCCCUUGAUUCUUGUUGGACCCGGAACAGGUUGUGCACCCUUUAGAGGAUUUGUAGAGGAAAGGUCCAUAGAGAAUACCUCUAUGGCAACUGCUCCAGUUUUGUUCUUCUUUGGUUGUCGAAAUGAGGACAACGACUUCCUAUACCGAGAUUUCUGGUUAUCACAUUCGGAAAAUCACGGAGUACUAUCAGAGGAAAAGGGUGGGGGCUUUUACGUCGCAUUUUCCAGAGAUCAACCACGGAAGGUUUACGUCCAACACAAGAUGCUAGAACAGAGUGAAAAGAUAUGGAACUUGCUUAGGGAGGGUGCUGCUGUAUACGUUGCAGGGUCAUCGACAAAAAUGCCUGCAGAUGUAUGGUCAACGUUUGAGGAAAUUAUAUCGAAAGAAACUCAGCUUCCACGGGAAUCUGCUGUAAGAUGGCUAAGGGCAUUGGAGAAGGCAGGUAAAUACCAUGUCGAAGCAUGGUCUUGACCUUACUUGUCUAUUGGUUGAUAGCUGAUAAUUCAACUUGGAAGAGAAGGAAAGAAACUUGACAAGAAAAGGGAUAAUCAGAUACCCAUUCUUCAAUUUGGGUUAAACGCUUUAGACUCUUAUGUUGUAUAUUUAGUGAAAAAAAGAAAGAAAGAAAGAAAGAAAACGAAUAAUCAGUGCCAGUUUUUAGGUUAUUGGUUUAUUAUUUUCAUUAUAGACUAUGCUUUUCAUUGAAAGAAAAAGGAGAUGUUUGUGAACAAUUUUUAGGUUGAUUCAUCCCAAUUCACAUAUAUUGGAUAUUGUUAUCACGAAAAAAAGCGAUAUUUGGAAGUUA